Molecule: messenger RNA, 11380 nt
Organism: Rhopilema esculentum
Lineage: Eukaryota; Metazoa; Cnidaria; Scyphozoa; Rhizostomeae; Rhizostomatidae
Biological process (GO): transcription by RNA polymerase II
Molecular function (GO): transcription coactivator activity; protein heterodimerization activity
Source: RefSeq, a predicted model, not a curated record
UCAAAGUCUACGAUUACGACAGAAACCUUAAAAGCAUGAACUUUUUCAUUGUCCCGAGAAUUCCAUACCACAAAACAGCUUGCCUCGUUUUACACAUAAUGUUUCAAACUUCUAUUGUACAGGAAAGUACCAAAUCUUAAAAAGAGUAAGCUUUAGGUAGUAACCAAUAAAAAUAAAUUUGCUCAAGCAAGUACAACGAUACUUUCUCGCAGUCAUUCUUGAAAUUUUCAGACCUGUCAUGUUUCAGUUUUUGAAAUGGGUAAGUUUUGAAAAAAGCAAAUACCUUAUAGGUCGGGUCCGCUUUGCUGUGUUCGCCACCCUACUGGGAGUCAUUUUCCAUCCCGUAGCCAAACCUUUUUAGAAACAAAGGUUUAAGCUAGAGUUUGAAAAACAAAAUGAAAAAUUUGAAGACACCAAAAAAUUUAGUAGAAUGCGUGAGAGUUCUCCAUUGAUGCGUGUGAGCGUGAGUUAAGGGCGAAAUGCGUGUCUCACGCAAAAUGCGUGAGACUUGGAAGGUCUGAAUUUUGCAAGAAAAACGGAAACUUCAUAAUAAUAACCGCGGUUGUCAGGGUAUCACAAGGACACUUUAUCGUAAUAACGAUCAACGUACAGUUAUAUUGAUUGCCUCGUUUUCACAUCGAGACAACAACAUGGGCCUACACUUUUAAAGAAGUCACUGUCGUUCGUUCCGACUUGUUCAGUAAUAGAAGUAAAAAUGACCAAAUCAGCAAAAGCAGCCAAAAACCCUGGAGCAAAGAUUGAAAAGGCAAAGUCAAUCAAAGGAGCUGGUGGAAAAAGAGCUGCUGGAGAUCUUCCGAAAGUGAAGCUCCCUUUAGGAGGUGACAAUCCCUUGUCCCCAAGUGGCUCUGGUUCUUUAAGUUCCCAUUCACCAUUGACAAACAGGCAAGCAACAAAGCUAUGGUUUCAAGCAGAGAUUUCAAGCAUGAUGUAUGCUUUUGGUGAUUGCAGAAAGCCAUGCCAAGAAUCUGUUGCCUUAGUUGAGGAUAUUGUACGACAACAGAUGAGUAAUUUGCUAGUACAGACUGCAGAUGUUACCAGCAUGAGAGGAGGAAAAUUCAUGAGCAUUGAUGACAUACUCUUCCUGCUGAAAAGAAACAAAGAAAAGCUGAGGCGGGUGAUCCGUUACUUGGAUUUUAGAGACUCAAAAAUCAGGGCGACAAAAUCCGCAUCUCAAGACGAAGAUGAAGUUCUAGAAUCAGCCGUUGGAGACACAGGGAAAUCGGACAACAAAAGAUUGAAACUGGCCUACGAUUUUAUCAGCUCUAUUGACAACACUGGUGAACUUACAGCACUGUUCGACCAAGAUGGAUACGAGGAUAGGGUGCGACAAGAACGUCUUGAGAGAGCUGAACGACUUGCGAAAUCACUUGACCGCCAAUCGUACGUCGAGUACACAGAAGCUAGGCAAGUUAAUUUCAACAAAAAGGCUGGGAAAUUCAAAGAAUGGCUGGAUGUAUCAUCUUUGAUUGACGUCAAGCCCAGUGGAGCUGUCAUGGAGAUUCUCAGCUACAUGGCAUAUGAAACAGUAGGACAGAUUGUUGACCUAGCACUGAUUGUAAAACAAGAUCAAGAAGUGACAGACCCUGUCAAGGCAGCCAUGCCUCCAUCUAUAAACCCCGAAACUAACUUGAUGAAAAUAUUUUCAAUUGCUGGACAGAAAUCGUUGUCAACUUCGGCUGCUCCCACACCAGGCCAUACACCACCAGGAACUCCUACCGCUGCACAAGCCAACAGUGGCAACAGCACCAACAACGCAUCGUCAACAGGAACUGGCACAAGUCUAAUUGCCCCUGCGCAGGGCAGCCUCGCAUCGUCACUAGGAACCGCCUCUCUUGCUUCUUCAGGCCUGAUAAAGCCAUCAAAGACCAAGAAAAAGAAGACUAAGUUCGGUUACGCAAGCAGUAUUGAACCAACCAUAGACAGUAUACAACCCAGUCACAUUAGAGAGGCGAUGCGCCGCUAUUUCCAAAGUCACGGCGCCAUGACACCUUUUUCGAGUAAUUCAAGACCAUCUCUGGGCCAAAGGACGCUGUGUUUAUAAUGCUCUUUUUCAAGAAUAUGGUGGAUUCCUUGUACUUUGAACUUCUGGCACCAGCUCAAAAAUGGGAAACCAGAAAAAUGAAACCGAUAGUCACUGGAAUCCAGCAUAACCUUACCAAGGUUGGAGGUAUUUAGUUUCCUUGAGAGGUCUUGUUGGCAAAAUUUCAGGCCUAUUUGAAAACAAGGUAUAUGUAAGGCAAUGAAACAUUUGAUCAUACUCCAAGAUAAGAGCAACCUCAUUUAUUAAAACAUAAACGAUAUUGGAUUUUUGUUAUGAUGUUCCAUGCUGGCAUUAAACUUUAAAAUGAGAGUAAGAGCCAUUAAACUUUGAAGAGCCAUUAAACUUUGAUAUGAGAAUGAGAGAGCAAUUUCUUAUCAGUGUAACUGUCAGGCUAUGGGUAAGCAAUGGCAACAAUAGCCUACUGUAUAACUCAUGCAACAAGAGAUGUUUUUAAACUUAGUACUUUAUGCUUGUGAGGUUUCCUGUAAAUAUUUUUCUAAACAAUAAGCAGUGUCACAGCAGAUGAAACAUAUUUUGUGUUGUUAUACUUUGUAGAUAUUCAAGACAUUACAAUAUAUUAUUUAGAAACAGUUUAGUAGUCAUGGAAUGAUUUUAUUGGCUAAUAGUUCGUUUUUGCAAAAUCAAACCAAACACUACAAAAACAUAAACAUCAUCAAUGUGGUUACAUUCAAUCAAAUGGAUAUCUGAUGGCAACAUGAUAUAUGGAUAUCUGGAGGUGAAAGGGUUUCACGGAAAUGAACUGGUUACCCUAUCAUAUAGUCCCUGUUUUGCCCAGGACAGUGACCUUUCUAACAGGCACAUCCCCUUGUACGAAUCAUAUACAGGGCUCACAUUCACCUUUAUUUGUCAAAUAACUGGACUUUCAAGAGAAUCUUUUUAACCUGUUUAAAGUUUGAAUUAACAAAAAUGGCCCAAACAAGAAUAAUUAUGAAAGGAAAAGUUUUGUUUUCAAAAGAGGAAACAUUCAAAUUACCAAGCAGUUUUUUGUCAUACUUAAGCUGGGAUUAUAUUGCAUGAAAAUUUUAAUUAUCAGUGAGAUUCUUUGUAUCCAGACACACACAUACAAUUUAUAAGCAAAACCUGAAAAUUUUAUUUUAUCUAUUAGUUUGCAAAAGGAUAAUUAGUACUUUGUGCAAUUCAUUGAAAAACUUACCUAUUGACAGAAAUAUAACAAAAUUAAAAGAGGAAAAGUUUCUUUUUAAAAAAAAUGGUUAUUAACCCUUUCCUUGCCGAAUUCCCCUGCGAAAAAGUCCUCAAACGCCUAUUUUCUGAGGCUUUAAACAGAAUUCCGAGCAAACUUUUUCAAAUUGAUUUUUGACUAAGAAGGAGUUGAUAUGUUGUAUAGACACCCCUAUAUUAACAGAAAGAAAAAUUCCCAAGGAAUCCAAAAAUGCAACUUUCAUCUCAUUUCUAGAAAACAGUAAAAAAAUACAUCAGUAUAAAAAAUAUAUUAGUGAAUUAAUGUUAAAAUAGGAUAUUAGUCACACUUAUUAUAGCCAAAAUUGAACUUUGGUGUGAUAGUUAAUAAAACAGUUAUUUUCCUUUGUUAUGCAGAGGUAUACAGUGUCCUGUGGCUCACAACCUGCACAGCAAAAAGUUGUUUUCGAUAAACUGAAUGGGCAGUUUUUUGGAUCGGCAUCUGGGUUCUGCUUUAUCCAAUUCUGCCUUUUUCUCUUGCAGACAAGACAUCUGUGGUCUUUGCCUUGGCCUUUUUUUGGCAGAUGAGCCCCAACAUUCUGUAGCCUUUUAUCUUCCUCUGUCCUCUUUCUUUUUCUUCCUUUCCCCUUUGCACGGACAUUGCCAACCAAUUGUAUGGCAAGUUCUUCUUUGAAGGAGAGAAGGUCUCGCUUGGCCUUACCCUGAACAACGUGAGGCUUGACAUGCCCUUCAAUUAUAUAAGAAUUAUUUAUGCAUUUCAUGAAAAAGGAUAUAAAUAUUCUCAUAUAAUACGUCUUCUGUUUCUUAUCCUUUUUCACAACAGAUUGUUGGUCACUUUUGUCCACACCAGCCAUAUUUGUGUUGUAAUCACUGACAAGAAUUGGACAUGCAAUUUGAACCUUUUCGUAUUUGCCGUUCUUCUUUAAGUUUCUUGUCACUGGUUUUCCAAGUGUGGCAUCAUGAAUGGAACUCAGGAAAUAGACAGGCUUAGAAUCUUUCCACAUUAGAGCAGUUAGGCCUUUGAAAAAUGCAAAAUUGAAUUCUCCCCUAGCCAUCGAUUUUGCAUUUCUGGAGAGAAUAUCAAUAGGAAAAUACCUGCGAUUUGACCUCAUUGUCCCGCAUGUAUAAAUUCCCUGGCUCUUCAGGAAUAAAACAAGGGGCACACUGGUAUAAAAAUUGUCAAGGUAUAAAUGAUGUCCUUGGUGGGUUAAAUUUUUAACCAAAUCGAUCACAACACGAUCAGUUUUGCCAAGGUCUCCAACAUCAUCUUCUUGGUCUGUUACCUUUCCAGUAUAAAUUUGGAAAUUCCAGCAGUAACCUGUUUGCGAGUCUGCUACAACAAACACUUUUAUUCCAACUUUCACCGGUUUUUGCGGCAUUCUCUGGGUCCAAGCAAUGUGCCCUUUGAAUGGGAUCAUGCUUUCAUCUACUGACAUUUCUCUCCCCAGAACAUACAUCUCUCGAAACUUCUUUUGCAAAUGGUCAAUAACUGGCCUAACCUUGUACAAACGGUCGUUUGUUGCGGGAAUAUUUGGAUCGCAAAAAUGGAUAAAUCUUUGGAUUUCUCUAAAUCUGUUCUUUGAAAAGACCUUGCAAAUAUUCGUAUGAAAGAUCCAUUUAUUUUCGUCUGCUAUAAAGUAUCUUUCAUUUCUGGGUGUUGUUAGCAAACUGUUUGCAAUUAGUACAACACCUAAAUAUGCUUUGACUUCAUCCAAGGUUGUAGUCCAGCGUUCUCCUUCGGUUGCACCCAAUUUUUUUUCUGCGUUCAUAAUGGUCCAGUCUACAACUCUUUGCAGUAGUUCAUCUGAUAAAAAUAAUUGUAAAUAUUCGAUUGGCUUUGCAUCCAACGAAAGAUUUGCUACUUCUGCAGGUUUCGGCCUUUCAUCUACAGUUUCAGCAUCAGCUGAUUGUCUUCGCACAUUUCCUCCCAACGCCCAUUUGACCUCCGGCAUUUCGAAACGAAAUCCCUCAAACUCCUCUUCUUCAUCAUCCGAAUCUCCAAAAACAUUGUAGAAUUCAUCGAUAAAUUCGCUACUAAAAUCUCCGAUAUCGGCAGCAGAGGAAUCGCUACUUUCAGAAUCACUAUCACUCAAUGCACUACAGUCGUUCGUCGCCAUGCUUCCUUCGCUCAACAAACAUGGCCUAACUCAAAACAAAGUUCAACGGUUGAUAUUUCAGAAAAUUCAUAUAGAAACAUGUGACAAAGAACACGUGUGCCUGUGGUUUCAUCCUUUGUCUACAGGAUUAAAUGAAUGAAAGGUAUCUAUAGCAACAUCAUUAUUGAGAAAAUCAAAGCCAAAGUUAUGUAACUGAAUUACGUCAUCAAUGCCGCUAAAGCGGCCAGUGGCGUUUACAGGGAAACAAGGCGAAGCCUCUAAAGCGGCUCGUGGCAAGGAAAGGGUUAAAAGAGGAAAAGUGUCUUUUUAAAAAAAAAUGGUUUUAAAUAAGUGUUAUUUUUAUGUAGCUUUUAAUUUGGCAAGCAUAUCUUCAAUUUCUUUGUCUUCAUCUGAUGUUGCCUUUGAAGCUUUAGGCAAUGAUUUUGAAGCCAUUGGUGCACCUGCCAGCUGAAAAAUGUAAGGUAGUGAUGUUAUUGUAUCCAUCAAAAAGUAAGCUAUUUUGGGUUGUAAAUGUUUGCACACUCUUUCUUCAACUAAAUGACACAUAAUAUAAUUUAGAAACCAUUUUGGGUCCAGUUCGUAAACAUUUGUGACAUUUUCUGUUGUAGUUCCAGUUUGAAUGCAAAUUUUACCCAAAUAUAUAUUGUUGCAGUAAAUGAGUAGGGGAAAAUACAGUAAAUGGGGGCACUCCUCAAGUUACAAUAAGACACUCCUCAAAUUACAAAGACAUUCCUUUAAGUUACAAAGAAAUCUAUUAAUCGUAGCCUACUUAAAAGUAGUAAAAAUGGCUUUGAAUUCAAGCAAACAAUUUAGCUAUCCUUAAGCUUAUGGACUGACUCUUUUCAGAGUAUAAAACAUUGCAAUAAUUACCGAAAAUGUAAAGUUAGAAGAUAUACCAGUUGUGGAUCAAAUUUAAUCCAUCUUUAUUCAGUGUCAUCAAAAGCUCUAACUUUUGCCAUUCAGAUGAAAAAUAAAUAUUCGUGCACUGCAAUGUUUUUUUAAACAAAACCUGACUUUUUUUGAUAAAUUUUUAUUUGUGAAUGGAGCAGAGGUAUUGGAACGAAAGCUAAACUUCUUAUUGCAGAGUCAUCUAUUUUCUUUUUAAUUUCAUGAUCUUAAGGGGUUUAUUUAAGAAUAAUUAAGGUGUCCCUUACAGCAAGCUAUUCAAAAAAGAAAUUUUCACAUUACCUUUCCACUGAUUUCAAUACCAAUUUCAUCCAAAACUUGAGAGACAACAGCAUCCUGUUCCUCUUCAUCUCCAGAUUCAUCGAAGACUGAUUCUAAUGUGUCAUUUACUAUAAAGAGGAAAUGAAAAGAUGAAAAUAUAAAUGUUUAUUUAUCAGAUCUCAAUCAAUACUUAUUACAGAAGGGCAGCAAAAAUUCAAAGAACAAAUUAUGAUCAUUGUGUGGUUUUGAUUAUCUUUUUUACCAAGUUACCUAAACCCAAUUUGUUGUUUAACACACAGGGUCUCACAAAAUCAUUGGCUCAAAAUACCAGUGACUGAAAACAAAAUGUUUAAUUAAUGAAUAGAAAGAUAUUUUCAAUUCAUAUUGGAUAACAGAACAAAAUAUUGGGUAUCAACUAAGACCAGAUAGAAAUAGAGUAGGAUAAUUCAAUACAGCAUCUUACUCAUUUCUUCUGACAUAUCCAUUUUUGCAGACUCCUUCUCAAAUUCUUGAAGUGUUCUAGCCAGUUCUUCUGGUGAUAUAUGUUUGUUCAUGGCACCCAUUGCCUGAAAAUUACAAUUUACAAGAAAAUAUUGAUUUUCACUCAAUAAUUAAAUGCAUAUUUUGAGGCAUAGACUAACAGACAUAUCUGUCUGGUAUGUUGGAGGGUGAGCGACUCUCUUUGAAAAUUAUUCUGUUUCACAAACAAGGUAUUUGCUCCUAGUCAUAACAUAGUGACUCCUUAUCAAAUUUGUUGUGAUGUACAAUGAAAUUUUUUAAGGUGGUUCAUACAGUUGGUAAAAUUAAAAUUUAUUACACCCGGAUUCUUGAAAAUCUCACCAAAAAUGUUCAACCCUUACCAAACAAACCCACCUUUUUUCAUUCAAUAGAACUCAUAAAAAAUAAUUUCCCAACCUUAGUUGCUGUUUGCAUUGAUCCAGCCAUUUUAUGAGUAGCAUGCAUGGCUGUUGCUUGAUGACCAACAGCAGUUAUUUUUCCACUGGCUGCAAGAUUGCGUGUCUUUGUUUUUCGAAGUUGUACAAGUUGUUUUGCCAAUGUUGUGGCAAGCUACAAGAAAAGAAAAUAUUGCACAACAAUUUAUACAGCCAUAUCUAUACCAACUAGUCAAAAGGAAAUUACAAAUGUAAUGCUUAAAAUAUUGUUUCACUUCCUUUGGGUGGCAUGCCAUGGGCUCUUUUGAUGUUCACUAUAGCAGAGUUUUUUUGGUAUAAUCAGAGGUUUGAAAUGCGUAAAAAGACAAUUAAAUAGUCAAAUACCUGUUUAUUUCCAGCCUUUGCUGCCUUCUUAAUUUCAUUUUCCUAUAGAUUCAGAAAAAGUAUCAUAUAAGGUAAGGUUUGAGCAUACAUUAAAAAAAUAUUAUGCAUGAAAUUGUUACUGUUCUUCUUUAUUUUUAUCAAAACACUUUAUGUAAUAUAAAAUAUAAUAUAAAAUAUCUGUAUUGGUAUUUAUGAGAAGGACAAUUUAAAAAAAUGCAAUAUUUAUGUAUUUUCACAAUUUAGUUUAAAGUGAAGCAAAUACAGAAUUCUUUUUAUUUGUCUUAAAUCUAUAACGAAUUGAUUCAGGUACAUUUGGGGUACAAAAGCAUGGUUGUUGAAAUGGCAACUAGGUAAAGGGGUUUGGAAACCGCUGCUCAUGUCUGGUAAAUUCAUUUGCCAUCUUAUAGAGUUUUUGCACAUUUUGAAAACAAAAUUGAAGGUUCAGUUUGCUGUUUUGAGGAAAAAAAUUCAGAAAAACUUUUAACCACAGCUUCAAACUUGUUUUGUAAAAAUUUUUUGCAGGAUUUGUAAAAUAUCACAAAGAAAUGUAGCACUAACAGAAAUGUUAUCAUAAUUGUUUGUGAAUCAUUUGAUCAUUGUUUCCGGAAUUUUUCUGAAGAAUUGAUGCAAAGUUUUCUAACAAUUUGUUUUUAAAUUAGUCAGCUUAGGACCUUGGUCACUGCAAAAUUUCACUUAUGACUAGUACUCUUUCCAUACUUAUGUGCCCUAAGUCUACACAAACAAAAUUAUUGCUUAGGGAAGUGCAUUUUGUAACCAAAGAAGAUUAACACAGCCUUCAGAAGCAACAAUUUAUAUUUAUUUUGAUAAAACAAAAUCUUAACAAAAUAAGAAACUUGCAUGCAAUGUAAGACAAUAAAAUUCAUGAUACCAGUUGCUUUUCUUGCCUCUCAAGUGCACCUCUAUCCCGUGUCAUUUCCCUUUGGACUUUGUUAAGCUGCCGUUUUUGCUGCUUCACUUGCUCUAAAAUAUAAAAUUAAAUUUUCACUGAGCAAAGUGUUAUCCUCUCUCUGUGCUAAGGAAACUACAGAAUUUUAAACAUAUUUAAUUAUAAUUUCUAUGUGUUUAAAACUAUUAUUUAUGAUUGAAAAAUCAAGCCUCGCACAUGAGAUGAAACUGCCAGCAAUGGGGUUUUAAGAAAAAUAGAAAGCGCAAUUUUUAAAAGAUUUAAUAACUUCAGAAUAUUUAGAUAAAAGAAAAACUUAAAGUUACAUGCAUAAUAAAUAUCCAGAAUCAAGAUAUCAGAAGCUUGUAAGUUUGUGUCACAGAAAGGGAAAAUUAUCUUUACUCUUUCUUUAAAUCAUUAUAAAUUUAUAUCUUUAUACUUAAAACGCAUGAAAACAAAAUAAAAAUUAACAAUCGCUUCAGAUAAUUGAUUUAUAUUUUUAACAUUUAGCUAUCAAAUGUUAUAGUGUACUUGACAUGCAAUAGAAGUUCACGUAAAUUGUGCACCUAAUAUACUGAAUUUCACAGGCACUGUUGCAUUUUUCUUAUUUCCAGAACUAACUUGCACAUUUAGUUCUGGAAAUAUAAAUAUAUAUUCCAAAAGAAAAAUCAGAUUGGAUUUCAUAUGGUUCAGUCCCCUGAAAAAAAACCGGCUUUCUGGCGGGAUUACCAUGGUAAAGAAGUUUGAAAUAAAAUAAAAUGAAAUGAAAGAUAACCAGAAAAAUGUUUCGCUGGAUCUCUAAUAAAUCAUGAAGAUUGUCAACGUCAAUAUAGGCUGGCCUAAAUAAGAAUUGGAAAUAAUUUUCAAUUCUUCAUUCAUUACCAGACUUUUGACAAUUUAUAAACAAUUGUUAGUAGAUAAAACUUUGAAUUACCUUUUGGAUUUGGCUUUUUCGAAAACAUUUUCGGUUCUGAUUGCCUUUCAAAAUACACUUUUCUGUAGCAAGGCCAACUUUUGCCAGACGCUAAACUUCCGCCAUGAUUAUAUCUUUUGUAAUGUUGUUGUUGCUGACGCAAGCAGUUUUUUUGCUAACCUUUGUUGAAUGACGCAAUGAUAAAUAUUUAGAGUGACUCAAGAGUUUCUAAAACUAAAAAAAAUAUAUUCCUCUUAUUUUUUAAUUCCCUCAUUUUUGUAAGCAAGGCUUUGAAAGGAUGUAGACAUUCCAACACGAAAAACCCUCAGAGCCCUAAUUGCAGGGUGUUAGAAGACGAAAUAUAUUGUCUUAAUUUCAUCACUGAAAACAAAUGUUUUCAUGUAACAGGGCCUCCGCUACGACAAAGGGAGGCCGGAGGACAAAAUCUUUUGUUAUGUUAAAUUUGCUAAAUGUUAAAUUUCCCAGCAAAAUUGUAAGUCUCCUUGUAUAACUUACAACAUCGAACAUUCUCAAGUUCUAUUUUCAAAUGUUCCUCAGUCUUAAUUGUUUUAACAUUUUUAUAAAAAGUUGACUCGUAACAAAAAUGAUUUUCCAUGAAAUACAGGAUUCACUAUAGCAAGAUGAAAUAUAUAAUUUUAUAUUUACUCCAGAUUGCGUUGUCUAUUCUGACGUGACAGUGCUCGAUGUGCAAAAACACAGAGCAAUAGAUAUAAUAAAAUAGAAUAUAGACUAGAAAUGAGACAUGUUCUCUGUUACUCCGAGUUUCGUGCUUGCGCACUCAUCAGACAGACUAUAAUCAUUAUAGUCUGUCUGAUGAGUGCGCAAGCACGAAACUCGGAGUAACAGAGAACAUGUCUCAUUUCUAGUCUAUAUUCUAUUUUAUUAUAUAAUUUUAUAUUUAAGAGUUUUAAGGGAAUUAUUUUUUACAAGAAUUUAUUUUUGUGGAGAUUUUUUGCAAAUUUCGCGGGUGUUAUCUUUUGUGGAUUGACCAAAUUCGAAUAUUAACAAGGGAAUUUAUUAAAAAAACUCCAAAUUUUGAAUAUCUUUAGCCUUAGGUUGAAAUGUCUGCUUUAUUGCGUUUUUCACGAGGUUUUGGAAAGUUUUGUAGUCGAGGAGAGGGCACCUUUUAACCUUUAUUUAAGAUUCAGUAGACUUUGGUUAACGUUACAACAAAUGUGGCUUGAAAACUUGUAACUGUGAACGGGGUGUUUCUGCAAACGCAGCUAAAUUGAACAGUUUGCAAAUUUGGGUGUAAAUUUUUAUGUGACCAUAACCUGUAUGAUGGGAGAGUGACUAAUAUUAUCGUUUUAGUUUGGACGGGUUUAGAGAAUUGUGCAUUUGUUUCUCUUGAUAUACUAAAAAUCAUUUCAUUAUUUUGUUGUGACGUUCCAAAGUUCCACGGAUAUUGUAUUUUACGGACAGUCCUGCCUGCAGCGGAAUACGAUAUUUGAAAAAUCGUAGCCUCAUUGGUAAAUUUAUCGGAACUCGGAAGCAUUUCGUUUUCUCUCAGAAAAAACCGGAAGAUCAUUUUUAGCUUCCGCAGAUAAUCUCAGAAAAGUAAAUGCUAAAAAUGGAUGCAUUUGGGAUUUGCAAUUGCCUAUUCUUUCAAGUAUUUCUGGUUACAGUCUCGACAAGUCAAGGUACAAGAAUCAUUCGAGAGCAUCAAUCGAGAUCGACGAUUAAUGAUCUAGAAACCCACUGCGGGGAUACUUUGACAAUAGUGCCUCCUAAACCAGGUGA